UCAAUUUACUAAUUAUCGGUUUCAAACAUGUAUUCUGUGUGCACAAAUUAAAGCAAAUUCUCAGUACUAAAAAGCCCUAAAACAUCUUCAAUCUGAGUAUUUCCCUUUUGCCGAGUGCCGACUGAAAAUAAACUCUUAUUUUUGCUUUUUUUGAGUUCCAAAAAUGGGGAAUUGGAACAGAAGAAGAUGGAUACCCAGAAAGAACUACAAGCAGGAAGAUUUCCCCCCUUCUCAGCCGUACCAUUACAACCAAUCUCCUUAUCAUGCUAUCCAGCAAAACAGUGUCCCAUUAUGGGAAAUAGAUUUCUGCAGAGCAGCCGGGAUUCCCUGGCACAAGGUUGUGAGUGCAAAAACAUAUAUGUACUGUUAUGAAAAUGUGGUUAAGUGGGAUGAUUCUGCAGGUCAAGAAGCAUUCAACGAUGCAAAAAGGAGAUAUUGGGCGGAGAUUCGUGGUCUUCCCCCUCAGAAUCCUCCUCCCAAUCCAGAUUUGUACAUUGAUAAAGUUGAUUGGGACUCAGCUAUCGAUCCGGAGCUGAUAUUAGAUUUGGACAGAGAAUAUUUUAACCCUAAUGAAGUUAAAAACUCUGUCAAGUCUGAGAACAACUUAGUUCCUGGAUGCACCCUGGUAUGGGAGGAUAAAAAUGCUGAUAAUGGUGAAAAUCAUUGGGGAAGUGGUAAUGUUCAGGGCUCUAAAACUGCUGCUAAUGGUGAAAAUCCUUGGGAAAGUGGCAAUGUGCAGGGCUCUAAAACUGCUGCUAAUGGUGAAAAUCCUUGGGAAAGUGGCAAUGUGCAGGGCUCUAAAACUGCUGCUAAUGGUGAAAAUCCUUGGGAAAGUGGCAAUGUGCAGGGCUCUAAAACUGCUGCUAAUGGUGAAAAUCCUUGGGAAAGUGGCAAUGUGCAGGGCUCUAAAACUGCUGCUAAUGGUGAAAAUCCUUGGGAAAGUGGCAAUGUGCAGGGCUCUAAAACUGCUGCUAAUGGUGAAAAUCCUUGGGAAAGUGGCAAUGUGCAGGGCUCUAAAACUGCUGCUAAUGGUGAAAAUCCUUGGGAAAGUGGCAAUGUGCAGGGCUCUAAAACUGCUGCUAAUGGUGAAAAUCCUUGGGAAAGUGGCAAUGUGCAGGGCUCUAAAACUGCUGCUAAUGGUGAAAAUCCUUGGGAAAGUGGCAAUGUGCAGGGCUCUAAAACUGCUGCUAAUGGUGAAAAUCCUUGGGAAAGUGGCAAUGUGCAGGGCUCUAAAACUGCUGCUAAUGGUGAAAAUCCUUGGGAAAGUGGCAAUGUGCAGGGCUCUAAAACUGCUGCUAAUGGUGAAAAUCCUUGGGAAAGUGGCAAUGUGCAGGGCUCAAAGCCUGGUGACAAUCGUGAAAAUCCUUGGGAAAGUGCUUCUAUUGAGGAUACGAAGCAGACUUGGAAUGAAUGGUAUACCCCUGUAAACAUCAAAGAUGAUAAUCCGUGGGAAAGGAGUUCCCCUAAAACCCAGGGCAUCUUGAAGGACACUGCCUGGGGAGGCUGUGGAAAUGAGUCAUGGGGUUGGAACACGGGGAUGAAUUAUGAGAAUGGAUAUGCUUGUGUUGAUAACAGUUUCAGCAAUUUGUGGCAUCAAAGUGGUGCAUGUGUUUCUGGUGCUAAAGGAAAUGAAUGGGUUGAUAAUAGCGUUGGUUCCUGGGGUCAAACCUAUUGGAAUACUGGGGGGCAUGAGCAGCGGAAUUCAGACUAUGGCUCUCGUUGGAAUAGGAAUCUUAGUCGAGGUGGUGGAACAACCUCAAAAGACAGAAGAUGGAGAGGAUCUGAGGUCACGUCUUGGGAUUAUCAGCAACAACCAAGGCAGAGUAAUGAGAGAAAUGUGGAUUUUGGAAGACCUAGCAGAGGUGAUAAAACCUUUUAUACUGGUUCGCGCAAGAGGGAAAGUUCUUCACAACAUGUGCCGAGGUACAAAAGCUCAAGGUUUCAAAGUGAUGAACAGAGGACUGCGACCAAUUGGAGAGAAGAAAAAACACAGAAGAGGGUUACUUUUAACAUGUAUGACUAGUUGAUCAGCUCCUUAAGUUGGCUUUUCAAUGAAAAGUUGACCAACUUCUGGAUCUUUUUGUAUGUUAUGUAACAUCAUUGGGUGUUACUGAGUCUAAUGGUGGAGCAGUUGCAACCAUGAUCUUGCAGAGGGAUGGUAGAAAAGUAAGCAAGUUGGAAGGCAGUGGAAUAGGAGAAUGUUUAUGGCAUUGAGCGGAAAUUUGUAACAUAAAAAAGCUCAUUUCUGUUCCAUUUAUUUAUUUUUGGUUAAAGAGAAAAUAUCCUGUUGGAUGGUGGAUAGUUGGGUAGGUAUGAUAGAUGAAUGAUAAAUUGCAUGUUGCUAAGCCCAUGUACCUUUGCUGUAAGUGGCUUUGAUAUCUCGAUGUAAGCUUGUAAAUCUUUAUAUAACUUCACCCUUUUCCCCUCUGGGAAUUGGCAACAGGUAUAAAAUGCAUCGAGGGCUUUUGUACUUUUA
Molecule: messenger RNA, 2476 nt
Organism: Solanum tuberosum (potato)
Lineage: Eukaryota; Viridiplantae; Streptophyta; Magnoliopsida; Solanales; Solanaceae
Product: protein RNA-directed DNA methylation 3
Exons: 2
Coding region: 164-2023 (619 amino acids)
Source: RefSeq, a predicted model, not a curated record